Molecule: messenger RNA, 1029 nt
Organism: Spirometra erinaceieuropaei
Lineage: Eukaryota; Metazoa; Platyhelminthes; Cestoda; Diphyllobothriidea; Diphyllobothriidae
Source: the annotation of a GenBank genome assembly
AUGCAUAUUCUUGUCCUUAUAGCCGUAUAUUUUCCGUUUCUUCUCACCCUCACACCCUCUGUGGGAGCCAUUAGUUUUUACCUCCAGUCAGGGACUGUAAAGUGUCUGCAGGAUGAAAUGGAGAAGGAUGUUAUGGUCAUCGGGGAGUAUGACGUAUCACCAGGCGCCACAAGCCAUGUGAACAUCGAAGUGAAAGACACCAAGGGCCACAUAUUUUUUCAGAAGUCUGACAUCACAAAGGGCAAAUUUACAUUCUCCGCAGAGGACGACGAAACCUUCGAUGUAUGCUUUCACUGUACUGCGGCCGUAGGUACGUCUUCAUUGCAGCGUUUCAUCAUAAUUAAGGCACAAACGAACAGCGAGAAGUCUAUCUGAAUAUAAAAGAAGGAGUUGAGACGAAAAAUUAUGCCGCCUUCGCCGAAGCUGAGAACCUCAAACCAGUUGAGGCUGAAUUAAAGAGAAUCGAGUACAUCAGCGACUCGAUUGUGAAGGAUUUCAUCUCCAUGCACUCCAGAGCGGACGCAAUGCGCAACAUCAAUGGUAAGCACUUCAACACAUUCUUACUCAUUGAUGCGAUUUUCUUUUUUUAUUUACCCUAGAAUUAGGCAUACAACUAUUUAGGAAACGUCCGAUUUUGAACCGGGGGCCAUCUCCUACAACUGGUUUUUGUAGAAGUGUCGACAAAAAAAGGCAUUCCCCCUCUGUGAUAUUAAUAGUUUAUCCGUGAUUGCCUGCGGGGACUGUUCGUUGAGCCCUUAGGCACCGUGUAACUAGAUAAUUCUGUAACCCGAUCGGUGGACGCACUUCCGACGCGUUACUUAACCUGUUAAUCCACAAUCGUACCGUUGUCCAAGUAGAUGUUUCGUAUCUAAGCACGCCUCACUAAUAUAGCUGCCUUGAAUUUUAGCUUCGACCCAUGGCCGCGUGCUCUACUUCUCAAUCUUUUCAAUGCUUUGCCUGGUCGCCCUAGCCACUUGGCAAGUACUUUAUCUGCGGAGAUACUUCAAGUCAAAGAAACUCAUCGACUAA